Hypanus sabinus (Atlantic stingray) is the source of this 2384-nucleotide messenger RNA. RefSeq names its product phosphoserine phosphatase (gene psph). The record is from RefSeq and is a predicted model, not a curated record. The transcript has 6 exons. Lineage: Eukaryota; Metazoa; Chordata; Chondrichthyes; Myliobatiformes; Dasyatidae. Gene Ontology annotation, molecular function: magnesium ion binding; L-phosphoserine phosphatase activity. Gene Ontology annotation, cellular component: cytoplasm. Bases 167 to 841 code for a protein of 224 amino acids. Gene Ontology annotation, biological process: L-serine biosynthetic process; dephosphorylation.
AUUUUCUCCGGUUUCGGCGAUUGUCUCCUGCGUGUUAAAUCCGAAAUCUGGAGGAAGGGAUAUCACGUUUCACCGUGUGUUUGGGCACUCGGGGGGAAGUGAUGUUUGGUGUUUGAACGGCGCUGCCCUUUGCUCUGCUAAAUCUGGGAGGAAUGUGUGAAGCAAAAUGGCUACAGCUGUUGAAACUAAAGCUAUCCUUCGGAGUGCAGAUGCCGUGUGUUUUGAUGUCGACAGCACCAUAAUAAAAGAAGAAGGAAUUGAUGAACUGGCGAAGUUUUGUGGAGUUGGGGAUGUUGUGGCAGAAAUGACCCACAAUGCAAUGGGUGGAACUAUCCCAUUUAAGAAGGCCUUAACAGAGCGUCUAGCGAUAAUCCAACCGUCACGAGAUCAAGUGAACAAACUAAUAAAUGAUCAUCCACCUUGCUUAACUGACGGCAUGAUGAACCUAGUUGAUCGGCUUCAGCAGCGAAAUGUGCAAGUCUUCUUGAUAUCUGGUGGAUUCCAUGUCAUUGUGGACAGCAUAGCAGCAAGGAUCAAUAUUCCCUUAACCAAUGUCUAUGCAAACAAGCUGAAGUUUCACAUGAAUGGUGAUUAUGCUGGUUUUGACGAAACACAACCAACAGCAGAAUCUGGUGGGAAAGGGCGGGUCAUAAGUCUCCUGAAGAAAGAAAGAGGCUUUAAGAAAGUUGUGAUGAUUGGGGAUGGAAUCACAGACUUGGAGGCUUGCCCACCCGCAGAUGCAUUUAUUGGAUUUGGUGGGAAUGUUGUUCGACAACAAGUAAAGGAAAAAGCCAAAUGGUUUGUCACAAGCUUUCAAGAAAUUACUGCAGAACUGGAAUAGCAAAUUUAAUUUUAAAAGACAAAUUGUACUUAUAAAAAUGUAUUUAUAGGAAAACAUGAAAUUCUUGAGUGCAUUAUAAUAAAUUUAACCUUAUCCAUGUAACUUUGCUAUUUUGUUUCUGACUUGCUCAUUAGAAAAGUGAUACAGUUGUUGAGUGCUAUUUCUGUUGUAUCAUUCAGAGCCAGGGCUCACCAGCCACUGGCCUCACAAUACACUGCUUAGCAGUGGAACUAUAGAAGCUAGGGGAACUUUAUAUAGGUUGCUGUUUAAAACAGCAACCCAUGUUUAUGCUUUUGGAUUCCCCACAUUUCCAUGUUGUAUAUCCAGGGCAGAGUGGUUUCCACUUUGAGAUUGGUGAUACCUUCAGGGAAAGCUUGGUUCAGUGGGAGCAUAAUGCUUUUUUGUAGUGUGCUUGGAAAUCCAAUAAUCUCUGCAUGACUUUUUUUAUCCUCCAUUUUCCUCUACAAAGCCCUGUUUAUUUGUGUGUGUGUGUAUUUCAUUUCUAAUUAAUUUGCAAAUCGUAAAGAGUAUAUUUGGAAUUAUGGCACUUUUCUAAAGUCAAUAAUUGAAAAGAGAUUCUGUUUGACUUUAGUUCAUUAAUUGCAAGACUGGCUCUAGAAUGUUACAUUUUUACUACAUUUUCUGGUCAAGGUAAAUUAUCUUGUUUUUAAUUUUAAAUUAAUAGAUUUUUGUCCAUUGGGGAGGAAAAGUUAAAUAUAGAAUCUUUCUGUUUACAGCAUACCCAUGGGAGAUGUACUGCUUUGACUGUCAUGUAUAGUUAUUUUCUCAGAUGGAUAAGUAACCCAGGACUGCAUUACAGUUCAUUAAGUUAAUAGUGAAUGCAGACAGGUAUGCUGUGCUAAAUUUGCCCAUUCAACUCUGUAUUUAACCUUUUUGGAAAAACGAGCCUUUUGUGAGAUUUUAGUUCAUAUUAGUAGCCCUGCAAAUGGAAAGUGGAAUCCAGUUCUCAAGGAGCCAAGUGAAGUUUCACCUUUGCCUUAUUUGGUGUCUUAGCAACUAUUCUUGCACGCCUGCCAGAAAAACAUCAUGAAAGUGAGAGUUGAAGGAAGCUAUUGAGCCUCUUCAAUUAAUUAUUCAACAGGGUUCUUGAUAUAAUGGCACUUAUUUCUCUCGAAUGAUUUCAGAGUACUUUGAAUCACUUCUCUAUCAGAGGAUCAUUCCAGAUACUAAUCAUAUUAUUUCCUAAAAGAUUUUAACUCAUUCCUUACUUUACUGUUAGCUCUGUUCUUGAGACAACCAAUUUUGUCUUCACAUUUAUUGGCCAUUUUGCAAGUAUAGAGGCUUGUUCUUUUCCUAACAUGAAAUGUCUAGAUGGGCUUCAGAUGAAUAUAAUUUAAAUUUUGUUUUUCCUUUGUGUGAAACCUAUUUUGAUCAGUGACCUUGUUGGUUGUUAUCACAGAAACACCAAUUCCAGCCAAGAGGGGAAUGGAUAAUAAAAUUACUUAAUAAUUCACACCCCUCAUCACUUUGUUCUCCUUUAUGCUUGUGUACUGAAGAAUUACAAUAAACUAUUUUGAAUUUC